AUGAAUGCCUCUGGACUAUCCCAGGCUCGGACCCUGCCCAUCGGCGCCCGCCCCUUCGUGCCGCACCUGGGGAGUCCCCUCCCGGUCUCAGCCCCCAACGCAGCGUGGGGUGUUUCCAAGGGUACUUUCCAGCCUGCUCCUCCCUCCGCGCGUUCAGUGUCGGUGGGAGCAUCCACCAAGGAGGGCAAGGACCGCCAGCUCGACUUUGGGAACAACAAGAAUGCGGGCAUCGGGUACACGGAGAAGGACUCAGCAGGGCAGGCCAACAUCUACCCUGUGGAGCCUCGCCAGUACGUUUCUGGAAGCAGGCAGGACGGCGGCCGCAGCUCCGGCACCUUCAAUUUUGCCGUGGGAGGAGGAGCGCUAGCGAUCGCAGCUGUAGCAGCCGGCCUGCUGGUGCUGGCCAAUGCCCCCCAGCCCACCUCCCCCAAUGUCUUCAGCGGGAGGAGGAGCCUGGCAGAGUACACCACAAAAUUCAAGACAGAUCUCGCCAGGGAUGACCCCGCUGCUAACCAAUCACCUGGCCUGAACCCCUGA
This is a messenger RNA of Auxenochlorella protothecoides, 537 nucleotides long. RefSeq lists its product as hypothetical. Gene Ontology annotation, cellular component: chloroplast thylakoid membrane. Bases 1 to 537 code for a protein of 178 amino acids. Lineage: Eukaryota; Viridiplantae; Chlorophyta; Trebouxiophyceae; Chlorellales; Chlorellaceae. The transcript is spliced from 3 exons. Gene Ontology annotation, biological process: regulation of protein complex stability. The record is from RefSeq and is a predicted model, not a curated record.